GAACGUUUCGUUGUCAGUGGUGUAUGUACUCAAGGUGAAUAGUAACUCUCCUGUAUAGCCCAUUUGCAAGGAUUACAGCCGGAUGAAAAUUUUCUUUCUCAAUUUGCCUGGUGACAAACUGGCGACGCUUCCAUUUUACCGAACAAAAGCAUUUGAAGACCUCGAAAGGUGCCAGUCAACAGCACGCAUCCCGAUGAAGAUAAACAACAGCAAUUUACUAUAACUUACAACGCCAACCUACCAGUGGAUGAAGUACCAGCCAACGAAGCAACGACUGAGUCAAAUUUUCACCUCGGCUGAAAUCCCGGACCUAGUGUGAGGGCACGCCGUGGAGGUGGUCGGCUCGGCUUGACGCGGCCAAAGAAUUGCUUUGUUGCCAUGGCAACUCAUCAGCGUCUCUAUGCCCUUCGCAUAAUCCUCCUUGCUGCUGUAUUGUGGGAGGUUAAUGGACAGUUUGGUAAUAUUGGGGACCUUGUUGAUAUCGGAGACAGGUUUCCAAUCCUUCCAAUAAAUAUCCGCCUACCAGUCAUCACGCUCCCACCGAGAGAUCCAAAUGAAGUGCCAAGCGGACCAAACACAGAAGUAUUUGCGUACAGGAGCCAGCGGCACACCAACAAGAUUAAAGUCAACAGGCAGCAGAGCUACAACACGGGUUGUGGAUUCCUCAAUCUCGGUCGCUGCAGAAGAUACAGAACGGUGUCUUCAUAUCAGGUUAGUACUACGUACAGCCGAGUUGCGCGUUUCAGGUGCAGAAGUUUUGCCAGAAAGGAUGGAAAUGUCUGCAGAGUCGACUGCAGUGUUGCAAACUGGGGACGCUGGGGUGGCUGCACGCAGUCCUGCUAUGAAGGUACAAGGAGAAGAACUAGAGGUAUCUCACGCAGUGCUAGUAACGGUGGCAGGGGCUGCCCAACCACAUCACAAACGACACACUGUAACCGAGGACGAAGGCAGUGCAACAUUGAAAGGAGGUGCUGGAAUAACGCCUAUGUUCGCACCACAUCGACUAUCUGCCAGCAAUGCUUGUUUACAUCGAGCAAAACCGCCUGGCAAGCACACUCUGGGUCAAGAUGCAAUGACAACAAUGCAUGCACUAAGGAUGAUGCAUGCCGCUCUGGCCGAUGCACUGGCACGCGGUACUCAUGCCCGUUUAGCUGCACGUCCUGUAAUGGUGUUGGUGGGUGCAACCCAAACAGAGGUUUUUGUCUAAUCGAUACGUCCACCGGGAAGCGAUGCUAUAGUGAAGGUGCAACGAAUCCCGACUCUCCACAAUGCCAGUUGUGCACCCAUGGCUCAAACCCUAUCCAAUGGAGUAACAGGCCGGUGGGUACGCGAUGCAGCAACCCGGAUGUGUGUAUCCGCAACAGCAAAUGUAACAGUAAUGGCCAGUGCGUGGGUGAAGACUACCGGCAUGAGUGCCAGACGGAGUGUCAACGCUGCAGCUCCUCCGGCAAGUGUCAGCAGACAAAGGGCUGCAUUGCCAGCAACAGGAGAUGUGGAUGCAGCAUUGGUGGAAGGUGCUAUGCAGAGCGACAAACCAACCCCUCCACACAGUGCCAGUAUUGUAAGCUGCAAGAAAAUCCAAGUGCCUGGACGAACAAAGAGAACGGAUUCAAUUGCAAUGACAAUAACAUAUGCACCCACACAGAUCGAUGUGUUGGAGGUAGAUGCUCGGGUACAGCAUAUCAAUGUAGUGUCAGGAAAGAGGACGUGUGCAUGAGAAGCAACAACUGCGAUGGCAAAGGAGGCUGUGAUCCAUCUUUCUUUGGAUCAGAGAAGAGAUGCUAUGAGAGGCAAGAUGCAUGUGACCAUCCCACCACAUACUGCACAGGUAGACAUGCUGUUUGCAGUGUUACCACUAUCAAGCAAUUGCCUGGUGGAGUACCUCCAAUUAGUCUUGGUACCGUGACACUGACUGAUCAUCAGCAGACUGUAUUACCGAAAUCAACAACAAAAGGAGGAGAGGAAAUUGCACUAACAAAAGAUACUGGGCGUGUAACUAUCAAGCUGGAAGGUUUUACUGUGCCAUGUGGAAAUGUGCAGUAUACUACUGAAGUCCGUGCCUAUCCGAAUACUGGAUCAAGUCAGUUGGGAUCAGUUCGGACAACUGGAAAUAGUGGAGACGCAUUGACAGUAAGCAUACCAGUGGCAAUGCAGCAUGGUUCAAUGUACAGAGUACACGUCAUGGCUGCAAACAUCCGCUCCAAUACCGUCAGCAUGACAUCUCUACCUCUUCUCGUAGACACAAGUGCUCCUACCCUCACAGAUGGUCUCCAGGAUGGUCCUCUGUCAGUGUCAGUCCCAUUCAACAAGGAUAUUGACUACCAAUCCAGCUUAUCUGCCCUCACAGUUAAUUGGAAAACUGAUAACCUGCAGGAUGCAGAGAGCGGUAUUUCCAGGUCAUCAAUCAAAAUGUCAUAUGGAACAUCGCCCACAUCGGCUCAACAUCCAUUUGUGGACUGUCCAAGGAGUCAACGAGAUAGUGGAUACUGUAUGUUAGAGGGCCUGCAGCUGCAAAGAGGAGUCCGUUACUAUGCCUUUCUCUCUGUCGACAAUGUUCUGGGUACAAGUGGCAUAUUUUCAACUGAUGGUGUCACCUUGGAUGAUACACCCCCAACAGGUGGCAUGUUAAACUUGAUGGGGCUACUUCCGGCACAAGCUGAUAACUAUGAAUACAUCUCUUCAGCUGACGGCAAGAGGCUGACUGCAACUCUGUCUGGGGUUUCCGAUCCAGAGAGUGGUCUGAUUAAGUUCAGUCAAGUUGUGUGCGACCAGGGAACAAAUCUAUGCACAGAACAAGGUUAUACCACCUUUUCUUGUACCAGCCAACCAUGUACAGUGCAAGUAGAUCACCCCAAUGAUCGUCUCGUAUCACAGGGCAGCUUUCUCAACAACCAUGUAUAUUCUCUUGUAGCAAGAGUUGAGAACAAUGCUGGUCUUACAUCAGACAUCCAGUCUGAGCGAGUCUUAGUAGAUCGUGUACCCCCUACAGGUGGAGCUGUGUUUGAUGGCUCAACUACUGGAGUUGAUAUCAUGUAUCAAAGCAACACUGAUCAACUCUCUGCUAACUGGAAUGGAUUUGUAGAUUCGGAGUCAGGCAUCAAGAACUAUGUUGUAUCAGUUGUUGAUGAAUCGGACACAACCCUGGCUACAAAAACAACCACAGGUCUGUCACUCACAAUACAGACCCGCUUAACUCACGGCGUCACAUACAGGAUGUGUGUUGAUGCCACCGACAAUGGUGACAAUAGCAACAGAGUGUGUUCAAAUGGUUUACUAAUUGAUAGCAUGCUCCCAGUAGGUGGUACAGUGCUGGACAUCGACCCAUCAGGAUCAAGCCUGGCUGAAAUUGACUUCCAAAUAUCUACAAAAUCCAUGAAGACCAAGUGGAUGGGCUUUCAAGCAUUGAGUGGAAUCCAAUCUUACUCUUGGUCAAUUGGUACGACUGCAGGCAGUUCCGAUGUGCUGUCCAAGCGUGCUGUUGGCUUGCAGACAAUGCAAUCUACAGGAAAUCGUAACUUACAAUCAGGACGGACGUACUUCGCAAAUGUAUGGUGUACCAGUCGAUCAGGCCUGACAAGUUUGGUCAGUUCAGAUGGUGUGCUAGUGGAUACAUCGCCACCAGAUGGGGGCAUGGUAAUUGAUCUCUGCACCGAUACAGAGCCAUGCGAGUCUUCGAAUGAUAUUGACUAUACCUCUGUGAAUGACAAGCUUAGAGCCCGUUGGUUUGGUUUCACGGAUGAACAAAGUGGAGUCAAACACUACAGCUGGAAUUAUGCGGACUGCUCAAGCAAAGUGCCACUUUUCGACACCGACAAGCCAGCAUCACUCAACACAGAAUUUAACAGCUUCCCCAAAGGCGCACUUGAUACUAAUGUUCGCUAUUGCAUCGUCGUACGGGCCAUGAACAAUGCCGGCCUGAUCUCGUCUAUAUGGUCUGAUGGGUUUCUUGUCGACAUCACAGCACCGCGGGUGUUUACAGUGACCGAUGGCGCCGUAGUAGGUAGUGAUACAGAUCAUCAGAAAGACGUCACAGCGAUGCAUGCUGUGUGGGAUUCACCUGUGGACAAGCAGAGCGCUGUGCUGUACCAAACAAUCAUUGCCAAGCAGAGCAGUCGAACCCCAGCAUUGGCAAUUUCUUCUAUGAUACGCCUGCCCAACACCACAACCAAUUAUGUUAUAAAUGAUCUUCAGCUCACUGAUCUAGAGACAUACAUCAUUGAAGUAUGUGCGGUCAACUAUGCUGGACUGGAGCGCUGUGCAGCAUCGGACGGUGUGCUGAUAGAUGUAACUGCACCUACGAAAGGACUGGUAUUCACUGGUACAACAACUAAGGGAAAGAGGUAUCAAGCAUCCAACUCAAGCCUUACUGCACGCUGGCAUAGCUUCAUAGACCGUCAGAGUGAUAUUGCCUCCUUCUCUUGGUCUGUCGAGUCUGCUAAAGAUGGUUCGGUGGUGAGAGCCAAAGAAAAUGUUGGAUAUCGUAUGGAAGCAACUGCAAACAACCUGCAGCUGAACAGUGGUGAGCAGUACGUUGUUGUGGUAGAAGCUGAAAACAAUGCCGGCGGUGUAGUGAUGAGUGAGAGUGAAGCCAUUACUAUCGAUACAACUCCGGCUGUUAACGCUAAGAAGCCAGUGCUGCAGUUCAAUGGUAACACAGCCUCAGUAUCAUGGGAGCCAUUCAAAGAUGACGAGAGCUUUGUCUGGUACUACAAGUGGGCAAUCGGCGUCGAGCCCUUCGGCAACCAGAUCACGGGAUACAACAUGGCCGGUAACCUUAGCAACAUGGCAGAGAUGCACAGCACCUUCGUGACAGGCCAGGUGUACUAUGCAACUGUGAUUGGCAGAAACAGAGCUGGUCUCUGGACAUAUGAGAACCACUGCUCUCUAUCUGUGGUGUUUGAUGGCAGUCCACCAGUGCUGAGGGACUUGGACAUUGUGGAUUCAACAUUAGGAAUAAAGGUUACUAUUGCUUCAUCUACAUCUGAUCUAUCCUGCAAUUGGGCACUACCAGUAGACCAUGAGUCGAUGGUAACUGACUGCGCUGUGAACGUUCUUGGAGAAUCAGAGAACACUAUCCUUCAUAGUUCUGGAGUAAGCCCAGAGCAGGUCAGCUAUGCUAUACCACACUCUGCUCUUGCUGGUGCUAGUGAUCAAAUCCAAUGCCAGCUGCAGUGCUCAAACCUGGCUGGACUGUCUUCAUCAACAAUGUCUGCAACUGUAAUCCUGGAUAACAUGCCACCUUCACCAGGCUCAGCCAAUGUACCUGACUUCUGGGCCAAACCUAACCAGUUUACACUAAGCUGGACGCCAUGUACAGAUAGCGAGUCUGUAAUCACUGAGUAUAAGUGGUGGCUGGUGAACACCGCUACUGAUGAAAAGAUUGGAAUGAAGACAGAAAGUGGGAUUGCUCAGAGAAGUGAAAUUGACGGUGUGCAAUUUGAACAUGGUCAAACCUAUGCUGUGUAUAUGCAAUGUUCCAACUCUGCUGGCCUUGAAACUAACUGGACAUCACCAACAUUCUUAGUGGAUCUAACACAGCCCAGUGUUAGUUCAGUAUCGGCAGCUAUUCAGCCAGCAGCAAGUGAAUCCAUGACUGGCUCUAAUCCCAAUAUGCAUCUAUCGGCAAAAUGGCGUGCAUCCCGUGAUAACGAAAGUGGUGUGCUUGGAUAUCGCUGGGCAGUGGGCGUCUCUCCUGGUGGAUGUCAGGUAGCUGAAUUCUCCUCAGUGUCGCCAGAUCAAAUGUUUGUUUGCAGUAGCUGCUCGCUACAACAUGGUGAGUCAUACUAUGUAACUGUUGAAACGGUGAAUAUGGCUGGUGAGACAAUGACGUCAGUUUCAUCGCCAGUGACUGUUGACAAGAGACCACCGCGGCCUGGCCAGGUAGAAUUACUCAAUGUAAACUCCAAGACGGGUGAAGUUACUGCCCUAUGCCAAUCUUUUAUUGACUACCAAACUGCUAUCGUAGGCUGUGAGUGGAUUAUAGCUGACAAUCAAGUGGAGGUCUCCCGUGGACAAAUACCCUGUUUGUGUUCUAACUGCACUUUCAGUACAUCUCCGCUCUUAGUGCCUCUGCCGACUGCCUCACUGCAAGUCGUUUGUACAGAUGCCGGAAAUCACUCGGUUUCGCAUGGUGUCCAGGUAGAUUUCAGUUCCCCUGCCGCUGGCCAGCUUACGUGCAAGCCCUACAUUGCCACUGCCAAUGAAUUGACACUACAAUUGGCAGGCUUUUUUGAUCUCCAAUCUCCCAAUCUGCAAUUCCGCUGGUCAAUUGUGGAAACAGACAGCCUGACAACAUCUCUGCCAUGGCGAAGCGGUGGCAUUUCUUCAUCAGCAUCUAUUCUGCAUGCCACUGAGCUGAAUCUAAAGGAAGGAGUAUCGUACAAUGCUACUGUGCAGGCUAUAAACGAGCAGGGCCUUUCCAUUCGUGCAACAUGUAUCUUCGAAGUGGACUCAUCGCCGCCUGCAGAAGGCACUGUUCAAUUUGCAGCUGGCCAGACCUAUGUCUCCAGUAUGGACACGCUGGCAAUAGAAUGGAGCGGCUUCCAGGAUGACGAAAGCGGUAUAAUGCGGUAUGAGUGGUGUCUAUCAACUCCAGGCCAACAGUCUAGCCGAAUCUUUUGCAAGACAGUGGGAAGUGAGAUGACGACAGCGCAUUGUAGAGAUUGUCCUGUUGUGUCUGGUGUUGCCUACACUGUACAAGUGACAGCAACAAAUGCAGCAGGACUGAUCACCAUGGCAACAUCCAAUGCUGUCACACUAGAUAGAAGUCCACCCAUUGUUGGCGCGGUGUACGAGGGCAUGCGGGGUGGCGAUGACAUUGACUACAUAAAAUCUACAUCUAUGCUGAAUCUUCAACGCCUUGGCUUUGCCGAUGCUGAAUCCGGCAUCAGCAGAUGCGACUUUGAGCUGCGCACUUCUCAGGGUGAUAACAAGGUAUGGUCUGCAACCGUGUUGGAUCCUCAAACAUCAGUUAGCCUAAAUGCCGAUAUGCUGCCCACCGGUCAGAAGCUGAUUACCCAUGUGACGUGUUGGAACCAGGCUGGACUCACUUCUUUCAAUGUAUCAGAUGGUGUGGUGGUGGACUCAUCGCGCAUAUCAUUGUCAAGCAUUCGCCUUCAAGUCGACUAUGAAAGUGGAGUGCAGCCGGAAGUUCAGGUUUGGCUGGAUGGAGUAGAGGAUAGCGAGAGUGGUGUCGAAACCAUCAGUGCCUUUCUUAUCGAUGUCAGCACGACAGAGCCUGUGUACUCUGUCAAUCAAAUGGAUUUCUCCAGCUACUUUGCCAUCUCCGGUGCCAACCUGACACAAGGCGGACAGUAUUUCAUUCGAGUGACAUUGCGUGACCGUAGUGGAUGGAGAACCACGGCAGAAAGUGAUCAGUUCAUCUUCGACUCGACAGCACCGUCCGAAGGCAGCGUAAAUGACGGUAUUGGUCUGGAUAUUGACUACACCAGUCACGUGUCUUCUCUGUCUGCUAACUGGGCCAGCAUCACUGAUAGUGAGAGUGGAAUAUCUCAUUUUGACUAUGCUAUCGGUACAACACCCGGUGGAACUCAAACCCUGUCCUACACGAAUGUUGGCACUAGCACAUCUGCUACAUGUCCCAACACGCAAUGUCAAAUCAAGCCCGGUGUAAAGUAUUAUGCAACUGUUCGUGCAACGAACGGGGCCAAUUUGAAAUCAUGGUUCAUAUCAGAUGGAGUAACAGUGGAUACUACAGCACCAUCUGAUACUAGGAUAUCUAUGAAUGGUGAUACCUCAACACAGUUCAUCUCCACCGAUCAAGUACUGCAGGUCAGUUGGGGAAACAGCACAGUAGACUAUGAAAGUCCCAUCAUCGCAUACUCACUGUGCCUUAGUGAGGUAGAGGACACGUGCAGUCUUGGACCAGCGGAGUCGGUCGGCAUGGUUACCAAAGCUAGUCUGACUGUACCACAAUUGUCCAGCAACACAGCAGUCUAUGUGGUUGUCAUGGCAGAGAACGCUGCCUUGCUGACAGGCACAGUAACGUCAUGGAAACUGAUCAUCGACAAUACCCCACCUCGGCCUGGUGUGGUGGUGGACGGCGAAACUAAUGAUGAUCUUGACUGUCAACUCUAUGAUCAGCCAGUGAGUGCAUCAUGGCAUGGAUUUGAGGAUAGGCAAAGUGGCAUAGCAAUCUACCACUGGGCUAUUGGGUCGCAGCCAUUCACUGCUGAUAUCCAGGACUGGACUAAUGUUGGCUCACAGACCAGUGGUACUGUUGUUCUAAACAACACUAGGCCUGGACAGGUCUUGUACUCAUCCAUCAGAGCGUUCAACAAGGCACAGAUACCCACACAGGCAGCGUCUGAUGGCAUGCGCCUCCAGUCAACAGCACAGAACAACAUCGCUGAGUUCUGCAUGGCCCCGUAAUUAGUUCGUAGCCUAGAUGAUGUGUAUGCGGACAUUAGUUUUUCUCACUCACUCGCAUACUUUAGUGCAAAUGCAAUAGUCUCCCAUUUCUUUUUCUCGCGAUUACAUUUAUUAAAAACAUGCUAUCUAUAAUCUGGCGCAGAUUGAGUAUAAUCUGGCUUACAUGGAAAUUUCCAACCUGGCUCUCAUUUCCACAGCUGUACUCAGUAGUCAGCUUUUCACCUGCACUCAGACUAGUGUUUACUUUGAAGUCAAACUAUGAUGUGAGUCAGUUACAGGACUGGAUAUCCAGUUAUCAAGUUUGGUCAGCCCCUGCUAAUUUCAAGCGACUUCUAUUAUAGCCUGACCUAGAAUCUUCAUAUUUGAACCUUGAAGUAACAGCAGCCAUUAUUGUACAAUGAGCAUGAUACUAAUACCGUUGUUGCUGCCGCUCCUGCCAACACUGCUAGCCCGCAGCUUGUGCUUCAGCUUCAUAAUCCCAAAGAAUACGCAGUCUGACUCCCCGCAGUCUCUAUCUCCA
Sycon ciliatum is the source of this 8911-nucleotide messenger RNA. RefSeq lists its product as uncharacterized. The transcript has 7 exons. The record is from RefSeq and is a predicted model, not a curated record. The coding region runs from base 379 to 8391 and encodes 2670 amino acids. Gene Ontology annotation, molecular function: protein binding. Lineage: Eukaryota; Metazoa; Porifera; Calcarea; Leucosolenida; Sycettidae.